Lachancea nothofagi CBS 11611 is the source of this 1629-nucleotide messenger RNA. The record is from the annotation of a GenBank genome assembly. NCBI's taxonomy places the organism in Eukaryota, Fungi, Ascomycota, Saccharomycetes, Saccharomycetales, Saccharomycetaceae.
AUGCUGUUUACUAAAGGAUUGCUUGCUGCUGUUGUUGCAUACAUUGCAUUUCUCGUGUACCAGUCGCACUCGCUCGACAAUAAGAGAAAUGCAAUCGAACUGGCCUUUUUGCAAUCUUGGAGAGACUACACAAGACAUGGCUGGGAUGCAGACGUCUAUAGACCAAUCUCCAAGGCCAAAUCGAAUAUGUAUGGAUCUGACUCUAAACCUUUAGGCUGGAUCAUCGUUGAUUCCAUUGACUCCAUGCUCCUCAUGUACAAUUCCAGCAGAAAGAACCAGGAGCACUUCAAAACUGAAAUUUUGCGCGUUGAAGACUGGGUAAGUACCAAGCUCGACUACGACAUUGAUGUGAGUGUUUCACUCUUCGAGACCACCAUUCGCAUGCUCGGCGGCCUUUUGUCGGCCUUCUAUCUUUCUGACGAAAUGAAUAUUGGAGAUCCCAGUAUUUAUUUGGCAAAGGCUACAGACUUAGCGAAUAGAAUGCUGCCCGCUUUUGAAAACACUGCUACUGGGAUCCCAUACUCAAGCAUCAACUUGCACACAGGCGUGUCAGAAAAAAACCAUGUGGAUGACGGGGCGUCUUCGACUGCUGAAUUCACGACCCUUCAAUUGGAGUUCAAAUACUUGAGCGCCAUUACAGGUGAUGAUAAAUAUUGGAGGGCAGUGGAAAAGGUUUACAAGCCCUUGUAUGAGGAAAAUAAUCUGAUUGACACCUACAAAGGACUAGCGCCUAUCUAUGUUUAUCCAGAUACAGCAAGCUUUAGAGGACGCAAUGUCCGAUUAGGUUCUCGCGGUGAUUCUUUCUAUGAGUAUCUCUUGAAGCAAUAUCUGCAAAGUCACGAAACUUUGUACUACGACCUAUACCGCAAAUCCAUGGAGGGAGUCAAGCAGCAUUUAGUUUCCAAAUCAAGUCCCAAUGGAUUGGUGUACAUUGGUGAGAGAGAACAUGGACUGUUUGGACCCCUGUCGUCUAAAAUGGAUCACUUGGUGUGCUUCAUGGGUGGACUAUUGGCAAUGGGAGCUACCGAGGGUCUACAUAUCUCGAAAGCUAGAGAGCAAGCUUUCUGGGACACCAAAAGAGAAGAAGAUUGGAUAUUAGCUGAAGAAUUAACUUACACCUGCUAUCAAAUGUACCAUCAAAUACCGUCGGGACUGGCCCCAGAAAUUGUAGUUUUCAAUGACCAAAUUUCAAGCAGCACUCAUGGGUGGUGGAAAUCUGAAAAGGGAGACUUUUACGUGAAACCCGCAGAUGCGCAUAAUUUACAGAGGCCUGAAACGGUAGAAUCAAUCAUGUUUCUUUACCAUCUGACCAAGGACCAGAAAUACAGAAACUGGGGCUGGGAAAUUUUCCAAGCAUUUCAAAAGCACUCCGGUCAAAGCUGUAAGCCGUCCGACGCCGAGUGUCCUUACACUUGUAUUUCAAAUGUAUUGGCGGACCCUCCAACGAAGGCCGACAAUGUCGAGAGCUUUUGGCUGGCGGAGACCCUGAAAUACUUACACUUGCUAUUCCAGGACGACAUCGAUCUCUCCAGCAUUGUUUUUAACACGGAAGCUCAUCCAUUCCCAAUUAUAACUCCGGAGCAGACCAAAAAUGGAACGCUUUUGAACACCGGGUGGUCAUUCGACUGA